This is a messenger RNA of Eriocheir sinensis (Chinese mitten crab), 1636 nucleotides long. RefSeq lists its product as uncharacterized. The transcript has 5 exons. Bases 180 to 1307 code for a protein of 375 amino acids. The record is from RefSeq and is a predicted model, not a curated record. Lineage: Eukaryota; Metazoa; Arthropoda; Malacostraca; Decapoda; Varunidae.
AAGAUGGAUGUUGCGGAUGGUGGGCGUCACUUGUUAGCAGGAAGGUCCCGUCCUCUAUAGUUGUGUGUUGAUAUGGCGUGCACGAGGCAGUAGAAACUCGCCCACAAAAUGGACUAAAUAAGACGAGUUUCACCAAUCAACACACAACUAUUAAGCAAGGGGGUGUGGAGGCUGCGGCGAUGCUCAAAGUGGGCAGCAAGUUUUAUACAUUUGAUGAGCUAAGCAGUCGUUUGGAGGAAUUUCAAGACCUCGAACAAGUUCAGCUUUGGGUUCGGGACUCCAGAACUGUGGUAGCUGCUGCCAAGAGGGCUCGCCGCAAGUCCCUCAACCCAGCCCUUAAGUAUGCCGAGCUGACCUACUCCUGUGUCUUUGGAGGGCGGAGACCAUCUGACCAAACAAAAAUACACAAUCAAACAUCAGCAGGAGGUUGCCCAUUUAAGGUUCGACUAUCAACGUCCAUUGAUGGUCAAGCUCUAGUUGUCAAAGAAAUAUGUCAUGAACAUAAUCAUGAACCGGGGAAAAAAUUGCAUGAGGAGCCACGGCGUUUGUACAAAAAGACUCCAAACCGCACAGCAGUGCGAAAACCCGUCCGAUAUAUUGUGAACAAACAACGUGUUACGAGUGGAACAAACAAGGCCAAAAGUCGUCUAGACCACACUGAGUCUCAUGUCCAGCUGGGUCAGUCACCUUUCCACCAUCUGCAACUUCACCAGCAACAAUACCAGCAGCAACAACAGUUGAAGCUGCAGUUGCAACAGCACCUCCAACAGCAACAACAACAACAGCAACAGUUGCGACAGAAGCAAGCUGAGGUGAUCCAGUUGGACUCCCCGGACCACAUUGACACACCAGAGCACCUGAGUUCUCCCGAUCUCUCCAUCACCUAUGAUCAGCUGGGUUCACUCAACAACUCCGUCGAUCAGUACACGUACCUGCCACCCUCACCAAUCUCUCCGAGCCUGUCUAGUGGUUGUCCAGUUGACUGUGAAGAAGAAGAACGGUUGGAGCCUAUUUUGGAUUUAGAGGAGGCCUUGGAGGAAGCCCUGGGUGACCUUGACAGUGUGGGCAGUAUGGAGGUGGACGCCAACCUGCGACUAACCUGCUCGGGGAGCACCACCUCUAGCUUGGUAUCUCAGUCUGAGGCAGGAGCAGCAGAUGACCCCACAUGUCCUCUUCCGGCCAGAAGGCAAAGGGGACGUCCCAGGAAGCAGUCAUUUACAGGAAGUACGUUUGAUAAUAGUGUGGACAUUCCAGAUCUUGAUUUCAGUCUGAGCGACUUGAUGGACUUUGACGUCUACCUGUUCUAGCCUCGUGAUGAUGGUGAGAGGAAGUGUCACCUGUAGCUACAAAGUCUGAGUUCAAACUUGUACAGUUGCCCCUUGUAUGAACUGGACUUCAUAAUAGUUGAUCAAAGCGUAGUAAAGUCUUGUACCUUUUCUUUUGUAAAUCUUUCCUUCUAUUCUGUUUUAUAUCAGUUUUUAUGGAACUGAGCUUGAGUUAACAAGGUUUCACUCUAGGGUCAUGGCUAUAAUUUUAGUUCUGGUUCCAUGGUAGUAAUUUAAUCAAGAGAAAUGUCACUUGUAAAAUUGCACAUGAAAAAUGAGAUGGUUCAAAGAAAUACAACCACAAAGCUUUA